AUGUUCUUCGACAUCGUCGGCUGGAAUGCCCCGCUUGGCGUUUCUGGUCUCCGCACCCUCGAUGUUGCCAAGCUUCUGUCUAACAGCUAUCUCUCUGGCAAUAUCGUCGAUCAUGUUCUGCACAUGAUCCGCAACUGGACUACUACCUACCGCGUUCAUUGUUGUCUCUAUGUCAACACCUUCGACUUCCAGGUUCCAUUCCUCUCCAUCAUCCAAGAAACCGUGCAGUGGGACCUGUUUAACACCCCCAAUGCUGACAAUCUCAGCCACCUCUCCGAUGUCAGCAAGGAGGUCAAUGCUGGCAGCUUUGAGGGCAUCAUACACCCACUGCACAACCGCCACCUCGACCACUACGUCGCUGCCUUGUUCGACACGCACACCGGCCAGCUCUCCAUUGGCGACUUGCUUGAUGCGAUGCCUGCCAAAGCCAUCAGUCAGGACAACAUCGAGGGAUAUCGCACGUUUGCUCAUGCGCGCGGCCUUGAGCUCCACCCAUCCAUCAUACCUCUUGAUCAUUCCCUCCAGGAUGACGGCUUCUCUUGCAGUGUUGUCACGUUCAACAUGAUUGAGCACACCAUCUUUGGCCAAUCUUCUGUUAGGCCCUGGUCUCCGCAUACAAAGUGUCCCGAGCAUGCGGAGUGGGCACUUCUCCUUCUGACCCAUGGUGGCAACCCUUAUGCCCUGCAUGAUCUAGGUCUUCCUGACAACCUGGUUUUCUCUUGCCCCAACAGCAGCAGGCUUGAUGGACCUCUGGCCCCACCUCUGCCUCCGCCUCCCUCAGCUCUCUCACCUCCUCCUCUGCCUCCCUCUGCCCCUUCCACAGAUGCAUCUGAGAGCAACAACACCACGUCGCUCUCAGACCGCGGCACGGAACCUGACAACAGCAGCAAUGAUGACAAUGACAUCCCACCAUUGUCGUCGUUGAUUCAUCAGGCAAAGCUGCUCCAUUCACAUCUGGUCCAAGAUUGUGAGGUGAUGCCUCACCCGGCACGGACACUCUCCCUCCCGACGCAGCCACUCUCCCUCCCAGCGCACUUGCCCUUUCCCCCAACACAAUUGCUCUUGCAACCGAAGUUCAACAGCUUCUUCCCAAAGGUCACACAGGCCGAAGUCGAGACCAGACGCAUCACAACCAAGUACAAAUGUGACACCAAGUGGGAAGAGGCCUUUGCAUGUGCAGAGUGCCAAGCAAGAAUUGCCGAGGUCAAGAAGGGACAUCUGCAAAAGGAGAAGGAGUGUCUGUGGAAGCAACAAUGGUGCUUGCAGUUGGAGGAGCGUGCCAAGAGGGCUGCACAGAAGGCCCAGACCAAGGUCACCCUCAUGGUGCCAUCGAAAACCACACCGCCGAUUCAAUCUGCCACACCCAAAGCCUCACGGCCCUUCCAACAAUUCUCCCGGCUUGCCACCAAGAAUUGGGACCAACAAGGUCGCAAGCGCAAGAAUCCCAUUGACAAGCCCGCCUCUGCAUCGGAGUGCUUCAACUACUGCCACCCGCUUGUUUUCCAGCAGAUCAACAACAGUGCACACAAGAUCAGCGGCAACUGGCCCCCAAAGAAGAUUGUUGAUGACCUCAAGCGAACCAACCCAACACAGUUCAGCCAGCUCAUACCUCAAACUCUUGGCCGUUGGAUUGAGUGCCAACACAGUGAGCCACCUCGAUGGAAGGACCCAAUUCUUGCACAGGUGGAGUUUGGCAACAAGCCUCAAUGCAAGGUUACACGGAAUGGGAUUCUCUCUCUCUAUCCUGAUCUCAUCGACAAGAUCAAGGAUUACCUGAAGUUCAUGUGA
Coniophora puteana RWD-64-598 SS2 is the source of this 1788-nucleotide messenger RNA. RefSeq lists its product as uncharacterized. Bases 1 to 1788 code for a protein of 595 amino acids. NCBI's taxonomy places the organism in Eukaryota, Fungi, Basidiomycota, Agaricomycetes, Boletales, Coniophoraceae. The record is from RefSeq and is a predicted model, not a curated record. The transcript is spliced from 4 exons.